Messenger RNA from Nematolebias whitei (Rio pearlfish), 3083 nucleotides. RefSeq names its product nuclear receptor binding protein 1 (gene nrbp1). The transcript is spliced from 18 exons. Bases 573 to 2165 code for a protein of 530 amino acids. The record is from RefSeq and is a predicted model, not a curated record. Lineage: Eukaryota; Metazoa; Chordata; Actinopteri; Cyprinodontiformes; Rivulidae. Gene Ontology annotation, biological process: endoplasmic reticulum to Golgi vesicle-mediated transport; protein phosphorylation; intracellular signal transduction. Gene Ontology annotation, molecular function: protein kinase activity; ATP binding. Gene Ontology annotation, cellular component: cytoplasm; endomembrane system.
UCUGGAAGUUGUCGCCAUCAUAAGUGGCUAAAUGUUGAGCUAGCUCUGAAGUAGUCGGCUGCAGUGACGUUAGAUACACUUAUUAGCAUAUUAAACUUCUUACUGAGUCGUACGUGGCGCUUUUGCGAUCGGUUGUGUUGUUAUUUACCAGUAAACACGAUUAGUUGUGUUGUUUACUCACACCAGAGGCAGGAGUUGUUUUUACAUUAGCAAGCCUGGAGUCUUGAGAAGCAGCGGAGAGAGAGGCUGGGCUGUUAAAACUGUCGCUGGCUAGCAAGGUGCAAUAAUCGACGCUUUUAUUUAAUUAAUUUGCGACUGUAAGCGCUGCUUGCACGUUCUCCGGCUGCUUGUUGCUUUUCGUAACGAGCCAAGGAGUUAGCGGCGCCACAAAGCGAGAAUCCGCAUCUCCGCUGACGGAAAGACUUCAUGCUAACGGGGGGACUUUAAAGCUUGCUAGGUUUGAUCUGUCACUGUUGAGUCUGAUAAACUGGAGCUGUCAUCGUUACGUUUACCAACUAACAAUGUUUGUGAACGUCAGGCCCGCAGGCUGUUGGGCCUGAGAGCUGAGGAGGAUGUCUGAGGGAGAGAACAAGCAGCAGGCCCCGGACAGCAGCCAGGAGCCGAAGCCGGAGUCCGGGGCCUCUGCCCCCGCGGGCCCCGGAGUGUCUCCGCCGGUGUCCGCCGUCUCCCAGCCCGCCGCCGCCACGGAGGACGACGAGGAGGAGAGCGAGGACGAGUCCGAGAUUUUGGAGGAAAGUCCGUGUGGACGCUGGCAGAAACGCAGAGAAGAGGUGAAUCAGCGUAACGUGCCAGGGAUCGAUAAUGCUUACUUGGCCAUGGACACGGAGGAGGGCGUGGAGGUGGUGUGGAACGAGGUCAUGUUCUCGGAGAGGAAGAACUUCAAACUACAAGAGGAGAAAGUGAAAGCUGUGUUCGACAACUUGAUCCAGCUGGAGCACUUGAACAUCGUGAAGUUCCACAAGUACUGGGCUGAUGUCAAAGAAAACCGAGCCCGGGUCAUUUUCAUCACGGAGUACAUGUCAUCGGGAAGCCUCAAACAGUUUUUGAAAAAGACGAAGAAAAACCACAAGACCAUGAAUGAAAAGGCCUGGAAGCGCUGGUGCACACAGAUCCUGUCCGCUCUCAGUUACCUGCACUCCUGUGAACCGGCCAUCAUCCACGGCAACCUCACCUGUGACACCAUCUUCAUCCAGCACAAUGGCCUCAUCAAGAUCGGCUCAGUUGCUCCUGACACCAUCAACAACCACGUAAAGACCUGUCGGGAGGAGCAGAAGUGUCUUCACUUCUUUGCUCCAGAAUAUGGAGCUGUUGCCAAUGUUACCACAGCCGUGGAUAUCUACUCCUUUGGAAUGUGCGCCUUAGAGAUGGCUGUGCUGGAAAUCCAGAGUAAUGGAGAUUCGUCCUACGUGUCCCAAGAAGCCAUAAACAGUGCCAUCCAGUCCUUAGAAGACCCACUGCAGCGGGAAUUCAUCCAGAAGUGUCUGGAGGUCGACCCCAACAAGCGACCCACAGCCAAGGAGCUGCUGUUUCACCCAGCCUUGUUCGAGGUGCCCUUACUCAAGCUGCUGGCAGCACACUGCAUUGUCAGCCACCAGCACAUGAUUCCAGAAAAUGCUUUAGAGGAGAUGACGAAGAACAUGGACCCAAACCUGGUGAUUGUUGAGGCCAAGGAGGGAGUUCAGAUGAAACUCUCCCAGUUUCCUGCCCUCGAGCUUGAUAAGUUUCUGGAAGAUGUGAGGAAUGGGAUCUAUCCCCUGACUGCGUUUGGGAUUUCCCGUCCACAGCAGCCUCAGCAGGAAGCUGUAAAGCUGCCCGUAGUUCCCCCCUCCGUCAAAAGCCCGACACCUGAACCUGCAGAAGUCGAGACCAGGAAGGUUCUCCAGAUGCAGUGCAACAUCGAGCCCGUUGACGAGGGAACAAAACACCACCUGACGUUGCUGUUGAAGCUGGAGGAUAAACUGAACAGGCACCUGAGCUGUGAUUUGUUACCGAAUGAGAACGUGCAGGCGCUGGCCGUGGAACUCGUUCAGCUGGGGUUCAUCAGCGAGGGCGACCAGCCGCGACUCGCAUCCGUGCUCGAAGAGGCCUUCUCGAAGUUCUUCAGCCGGAACGGUUCUCUGAACCCAGUGACGGUUUCCUCGUAGUCGAGGACUCUCCAGGCCUUCUCUCAGCCCUCCUCGUCCUCCACAGCAGGACUAGCUUUAAGCUCCACGUCUGAGAUGCAGGGAAGCUUUGCGAGGACGAAGGAAGCAGCUUUGGUCCGACCGCAGAUCCUGCUUCCUCUUCUCGUAUGUUCUGGUGAGAAAAGCUGCCACUAAGUGGUUGCUGCCUUCUCCCCCCUCAGCCCCCAUCCAGUACAGCCAUCUGCUUCUCCUUCAAGAGGAAAUUCUAGUUGCAACUUCAUGGAAAAAUCCAAGUGCUUUGCCUGUUUGUCUCAUUUCUUUCAUGGUAAAGAAGUGAGUCAAAAACAGCAGCAGCGUUUUCCAUAAGUCAGUGUUAAAAAUUGUAUUUUAAACAUUUUUACUUAAACUCGUUUGAUAGAGUUGUCUUUGUUUGUCGUCCCGACGUGAUGAAGUGUUGCGAGUCUGGUUGUCGGGUCGGGUUUUUGGACACCACUGGAAAGCAUUAAGGUGGUGAGGAAACGGAAGCAGCGUCAAGUUUAUUUAGAAAUUCUCUUCAACUUUACAACAAAGUCAUUCAACUGAUCUGAUGAGCUAAAAUAUUUUAUUUAUUUUCCAGUUUGUCUCGUAUUCUUCAUUUCUGGCUCGAGGCUGGUGGUUGAUCGGACACUUUUAGCUGCAUUUUCUUUCAGUCGUGCCGUGACUUUCCGUUAAGAAGCCGUGGUCCAACUUUGAAACACGCCGCGCCCCCGCUCCACGAGUCGUUUUAUUUGGUGUCAUUUUACUCGAUUUUUAACUUCUGUUGUUGGACUCAUGUACGCUCUGUCUCUGUGCACAGAAUAAACUGGCUUUAGAGUUGGUUCAGUCGUCUUUUUUUUUUUUUUUUUAAGGAUUCUUUCACACUAAGAACUCAUUCUCUUCUCAAUGUAUAGAUUUUGUAGA